UAUAGCAAAAAAGAAAAAAACAACAAAACCGCCAGUUAAGCUAGAGCAACAAUAACAAAAACAGCAACCAGCGUAGACAAAGCAGACGUACAAAAAUAAAAGCAAAGCAGCAAAGUAAACGACGUGUAUCGUUACGAAAACCGGACCUGAAGCGACUGACAUUCCAUUGGCGACAGAGGCAGGCAAUGUAUUUUUUUUAAUAUCGAAAAAAAUAUAUAAAAAGUAUAUAAAAAAUAUCAAAAAAUAACAGAAAAAAAUAUUUAAAAAAAUUAAAAUAAAUAUUAAAAACCAAAACUAAGAAUUAUGCAAAGUCGCGAAAUAGGAAUUUUCAAAUAUAAAACAACAGCAAAACCUCUAGCAGAUUAUUAAACAAAUUAUAUACAACAAAAAAUACAUAGUGACCACAACAACAUUAGCAUACUAGUUUCAAGCUUAAGCUGGAAAAUAUUUUUUUCCCACCAAAGUAUAAAAACAAACAGAAAGUGCAUAAAUUAGAUUUGCAAAUUUAAAAAAAUAACAACAACAAAAUUAUCCAGUGGUCAAAAAGCAACAAACAACAAGUGGAUAUGAGACACAUGGAUAUGCACGAACACAGCCGCUGUUGCCCAUAAACGUUUUAGCCUUCAACAACAACCCACACACACAAAAUCUACAACAAAAAAGGAACGAAAACAACAACAACACGCUUAAUUGAUAUUACUCAAUAACUUAUGGACAAUCAAUUAACGGUAAUUUAAUAAAACCAUAAGCGGCGGUUAAUUGCAAUAUCAGAAGAAGAAGAAGCAAAAGAGGAAGCAGAAACACAAACAAACAUACUCACAUAUAAAUUUUGCAGUAAAAGUAAAGAAAUUUACAACAAUUUGUGAUACGAAGGUGUGAGCGCAGCAGCUUUAUCAGCAAUAUUAAUAAAAGAGAUUUCACACACUCAAGCAACAACAACAGUAAUAAGAACGACGCUUGCAAACAGCGUUGAGGAAAUUUCAAAUAAUAACGGUCAAGCGUGUGUUUGCAACCCUCGAGCAGCGCACUCGCAUAGCUUUUGAACAAGUGAGCGCGUCAAGGCGGAAAGGACAACAGUCGGCAGGGCGGCAAGAAACCAGGAAGGAAGGAAGGAAGUACAACAGCCAGUAAACACAGUCGACAGUCGAAAAGCAGUCGCAGCAGACAGCGCACAAUUUAAUUUCACUAUGGGAAAUUCAUCGUCACACACACACGAACCACUGGAGCGCGGCUUCACACGCGGAAAAUUUGGUGAUGUCAAAAAUGGGAAAUCCGCAUCAUUUCGCUUUAGCAAGAAAUCACCAAAGAAAAUGGAUCGUUUGCGUCGAUCCUUUCGCGAUUCGUUUCGUCGUCGGAAGGAUCGUGUGCCCGAAUCAUCGAAACCGCAUCAAUGGCAGGCUGACGAGGAGGCUGUACGUUCGGCGACCUGUUCGUUUGCGGUUAAAUAUUUGGGUUGCGUUGAGGUAUUCGAAUCGCGCGGUAUGCAAGUUUGCGAGGAGGCCCUAAAAGUAUUGAGGAAUUCGCGCCGCCGGCCCAUACGUGGUGUGCUGCACGUUAGCGGCGAUGGACUGCGCGUCGUGGACGAUGAGACGAAGGGCCUCAUUGUCGAUCAGACUAUCGAGAAAGUGAGCUUCUGUGCGCCAGAUCGUAACCACGAGCGCGGCUUCAGUUACAUUUGUCGCGAUGGCACAACACGUCGUUGGAUGUGUCACGGAUUUCUCGCCUGCAAAGAACUCGGCGAGCGGCUCUCACAUGCCGUCGGUUGCGCAUUUGCCGUCUGUUUGGAACGUAAGCAGCGACGCGAUAAGGAAUGUGGCGUCACAAUGACAUUCGACGUGAAGAAUUCGACAUUUACGCGUACGGGUUCGUUCCGUCAGCAAACGUUGACCGAACGUUUGGCACAAGGUGAGAUGCCAUCCGCUGCUGUGCCACCACAGCCCAAACCAUACAAUCCGUUCGCCAUCGAACGGCCACAUGCCACACCGUCGAUGUUGGAGCGUCAGGGCUCGUUUCGUGCAUUCAGCACCAUUGGCAGUCAAUCGCCGUUCAAACGGCAAAUGUCAUUACGUAUCAACGAUCUUCCGUCCAAUACCGAACGGCAGAAGGCAUUUUUGGCAGCUGCCAGUGGCGGUUCACUAGCCGCAGCAUUAGCUACACCCAAUCGUAGUGUUUCACCAAUACCAGAGAUCUCACCAGCUAAAAUGGGCAUUGCAGAUAUGGAUAAUGGUUGUGCCACCAUCGACACCGUUAGCCAGUUGUGUCAGGAGCUCAGUCAGGGCCUCUCGUUGCUCAGUCAAACCGAUGCAAUGAUUGCGGCUGGCGAUGAUCUCAAUUUCAAUAAUAAUUUGAGCAUUAAUCAGAAUAUCAUUGCGGCCGAGAAGACGCAACAACAACAGAAGGGAAUCUCUACACCAACAUCAUUGCCGUUAGCUAGUAGUAGCAGUCAUAGCAUUACCGCUGCUGCUGCUGUCAGCAGAGUUUACGAAUAUGCUGAGGGUGCAGUGAGCAAUAAUUCGAUUGCUGGUGGUGCGGUCACCACCAUCACCACCACACCAACGGCACAAAUAGCGCCACGCAUAUCGUCGGUAUCACCAGUAUCUAUCAAUUCGCCAGUACGUACACCAACAACACCAACGUUAACAAUGACACCACCGCCACCAUUGCCAGCUGGUCGGCCCGUAGAGAUGGUAGCACCACUGCCCAAUGCAGAUCAAUGGCUAGGCGAGGUGGUGAAGAAGACCUCGCCGGCAGUUAUUAAACGUGCAACACGUAUGCUCAACUCAACCGGUCGUACGCAAUCGAUGAGCGCUGCAUCACCAUUAGGUGUGGAUCCCUUCGAUGCCGAAUGGGUGGCCGGCGUGACCAAGCCAUUGUCACCCGAUCUACCUGUGGCAGCGACAACGCCAGUGGCGUCUGCAGCUACGCCCGUCGCUAGCAGUACAGCUGCACCAAUACACCACAGUACCAAUCCAUUUAUAUCACCGCCGAAGGUACCGGCGCAAACAUUCCAGGUGCAACUGUAGAUGCAGUAGACGAGGUGUACAAGCCUCGUGCUAGUAGUUGAUGAUAUCAGUGAGGUUGCACAUGUGUUCGAUCUGUGUAAUUCAUGGGGUCGAUUAGCAACUCAAAUAGUGUUAGGUGUGCAGUGAGUUUGCAAAAACGGAAUUAGUCGCUAGAGAAAUGUUGUUGUUAAAGGAAAAUUAGUACGAGCCAAGUAAAGAAUGUAAAGAGAUUUCAGUAAUGGAAUUGCAUGCACUGCCAAUAAUUGUUUGAUGCAAAAGUAGCCAUUACCUUUUUUGAAUUUCAGAUUUAGUGCUGAACUACUUUAAAAGUAACUAGUUGUUUUUGGUCCAGUUGCGAAAUUUUGAAAGAAUACUAAAAUUUAAUUUGUAAAUAAAUUAUAUGAUGAAUAUAUUACAAAACUACAAAAAUGACACUAGUUACUUUUGAACCAGUUUUAACAUUUUUUA
Molecule: messenger RNA, 3470 nt
Organism: Bactrocera tryoni
Lineage: Eukaryota; Metazoa; Arthropoda; Insecta; Diptera; Tephritidae
Gene: numb
Product: protein numb
Exons: 4
Coding region: 1188-3023 (611 amino acids)
Source: RefSeq, a predicted model, not a curated record